Messenger RNA from Mangifera indica (mango), 2843 nucleotides. Its product is annotated as elongation factor 1-alpha. The coding region runs from base 305 to 2656 and encodes 783 amino acids. Lineage: Eukaryota; Viridiplantae; Streptophyta; Magnoliopsida; Sapindales; Anacardiaceae. Gene Ontology annotation, biological process: translation. The transcript is spliced from 13 exons. Gene Ontology annotation, molecular function: GTPase activity; GTP binding. The record is from RefSeq and is a predicted model, not a curated record.
UUACUCGAUUGAAAUUACUGUGUUUGUAUUUAAAAGAGUUCUUUUUUUUUUUUUAAGACUUCGCAAGUUGCCCGUGUAUCCCUACACGUCAGAAAGAAAGAACAGAAGCAUCUCCAUCGCUCGUCUCCUCCAUUUCUCCAGGGCAAUCAUCUCGCCACCGUUUUGGCUUCCAAGCAGAUACAUACAUUCGUGUUGAGCAAUAUGCUUUGAACUAAGAGGCCGCCGUCGAUCUUAUUAUUGAAAAAAUUUUUGAUUCAUCAUGAGUUGUUAAAUCAGUACUGAAUUCUCUCGGCGUUUGCAGACCAUGCCUCGGAAAUUUAACUACGAAUAUGACAAUUACGAUGACGGCUACGAUGAUUGUGAAGAUUACGAUGACUAUGAUUACGACUAUGAUGUUGAGGGAAACGGCGAAGCAACCAAGUUUAAGCCAGAAGCUUCAAAGCCUGGGAUUUGGCGUUGCUCUAUUUGUACCUAUGAUAAUGAUGAUUGCAUGUCUGUAUGUGAUAUUUGUGGAGUUCUCCGUACUCCUCUGGUUAAAUUUUCUGGCAACGGUGCUAAUACAUCAGUUGGGGGCAUGUGCCAAAAUUCUGGAGCAUCUAUGAUGGCCAAGUCUCUUUUUGCAUCAUCACCGCAUCAGACUCCCAAAAUGACUGUAGUAGGUCAACAGCCGAAAGAUGAUGUUGUGACUGGAGUAGGCGAUAACCUCCACAAGAUUGGGAAUAUCAAAGCAAAUUUUCAUGAAUUUCAUGAGGCUUUUAGUUCUCAUAUCAACUCUAAAAUCAAAAUAGCCCCUUUUAAGUUUGAUGUCCCAUCGCCAGAUGAUUUGGUUUCUAAGGGUUUAUGUUCCUCCAAAAUGGGUUUGAAAGACAAUCUUCUGGACAUGAAAUCUUCCAGAGUUUCCUCCGGUGUCUCUGAGAAAAAUGGUACUGUUGAUAAAUCAAAUGCUAAAAAAUCUGAUGGUGCCAAAGCAUUAGUCCCAAAAGACAAGCCCAAAGCAUUAGUGCCAAAAGACAAGCAAGAUAGUGUGGAUGAUAGCAAAUAUUCAAAGAAUGAAGAAGUACAAGUAAGCACUAGAAGUUCAGAGAGCUCUUCUACUGUAACAUCAAAAGACAGACAUGGCAAUACAGAUGACAGCAGUCAUUCUAAUGAUGUUGCAGUUAGCAACAGUUUAAGUGAUGCAUAUAGUAGCAGUGGUUUUCCAACUAAUAUAGCUCAGCCACAAAUUUGUCCCAGUAGUACAAAGAACUCGACAUUGUCCCUUAGCUCUGGAAGCUCAUCCAGUGUUAAUGCUAGAAGAAAGAACUCAAAUGCACAGUAUAAACCUGAAAAAUGGAUGCUUCCUGACAAUGCAGGAGAUAGAUUGACUCAGCUAAAUCUUGCAAUAGUUGGCCAUGUUGAUUCGGGAAAGUCAACACUCUCGGGUAGACUCUUGUUUCUUCUUGGACGAAUAUCUCAGAAAGAAAUGCACAAAUAUGAGAAAGAAGCCAAAUUACAGGGCAAAGGAUCUUUUGCUUAUGCCUGGGCAUUGGAUGAGAGUGCUGAAGAAAGGGAACGUGGAAUAACCAUGACUGUCGCUGUUGCAUAUUUUGAUUCCAAAAAAUACCAUGUUGUUGUGCUUGACUCCCCUGGCCAUAAGGAUUUCGUUCCAAACAUGAUAUCUGGAGCAACACAAUCUGAUGCUGCCAUUCUUGUUAUAGAUGCCUCAGUAGGCUCGUUUGAAGUGGGUAUGGAUAGUACAAAAGGACAGACGAGGGAGCAUGCACAACUCAUCAGAAGUUUUGGUAUUGAUCAACUUAUAGUUGCAGUCAACAAAAUGGAUUCUGUGCAAUAUUCCAAAGAUCGAUUUGAAUCAAUAAAACUACAACUUGGAACAUUUCUUCGUACUUGUAGUUUUAAGGAUUCCUCUGUGUCAUGGAUUCCAUUGAGUGCCAUUGAAAAUCAAAAUUUGGUGGCUGCUCCUUCUGAUGUUCAGCUAUCUUCUUGGUAUCAAGGGCCCUGUCUUUUGGAUGCAAUUGAUUCUUUACAACCUCCUGCUAGAGAUUUUUCAAAGCCUCUAAUUAUGCCCAUUUGCGAUGUUGUUAAAUUACAGCGUGGGCAUGUGUCUGCCUGUGGUAAAUUGGAGGCUGGAGCUCUUCGAAGUGGAAUGAAGGUCUUAGUCAUGCCAUUUGGAGAUGUAGGCACUGUGCAUGCCCUAGAUCGUGACUCUCAGGCUUGUGCUAUUGCAAGAGCUGGAGACAAUGUAGGUGUCAGUCUGCAAGGUAUCGAUGCAAGCCAUGUGAUUGCUGGAGGUGUGUUAUGUCACCCUGAUUUCCCUGUUGCAGUUUCAGCACAUUUGGAGCUGAAGGUGCUUGUUUUGGAUUUCGCAGCCCCCAUUUUAAUUGGUUCUCAGUUGGAAUUUCAUAUACACCAUGCAAAGGAGGCUGCAAAAAUUGUAAAAAUGGUGUCAUUACUUGACACAAAGACUGGAAAAGUUACAAAAAAAGCACCCCGCUGUCUUACUGCAAAGCAGAGAGCUGUAAUUGAGGUAGCCUUGCAAGGACCAGUCUGUGUGGAGGAAUUCUCAAACUGUAGAGCUCUCGGUAGGGUGUUUCUAAGAGCUUCAGGGAGAACUAUUGCUGUAGGCAUUGUAACCCGUAUAAUUGAGGAUCAGGAAUAGUUUAACCCUCAAGUUAUUGAGAAUUUGCCUAUGUUUGAUGCACCUAAUUUUGAGUUUGAAGUAUUUAGGAUAGUAGCUUUCAGCUUUUAUAUUUGUAAUAGCUUUAGCUUUUACCCCAAAUGGAAUAGUUUGUCCAGUUGAUUAAUUCUUUUAUCUUUAUUACAAUUGAUUGCAUUCGCGACAUUCA